CGAAAAUUUCCGAAAAUGGCGGUUACCGCUGCUCAAUUGCUCGAUGAGUUGAUGGGACGAGAUCGUAACCUUCUCCCAGAUCAGAAAGCAGACGAAAUAAGUUGGGAUUCUCCUCAGGUUUGCAAGUACUAUCUUGUUGAUUUCUGUCCUCAUGAACUGUUCAUUAACACCAGGUCUGAUUUGGGGCCGUGUGAAAAGUUACAUGAUGACGCCUUGAAGAAAAAUGGGGAAAAUAGUCAUCAUUCAAAAUCAAUGAAUAACAUGAAUGCUCAGGAAAAGCAAAUGGAAGUAUGUGAUGUAUGUGGAGCAUUUCUUAUUGUGGGUGAUGCACAGUCCAGGGUGGAUGACCACUUAAUGGGUAAACAACACAUGGGAUAUGCUAAAAUAAAAGCAACAAUCGAAGAACUCAAGAACAAAAAUCGCAAAAUAGAUGUUGAAAGAGAGGAAAUGAGACAGAAAGAGCGAGAAGCAAGAGAAACAGAAAGGGCACGCGAAAGAGAAGAGCGGAGGAAGCGCCAAGAAGAGAGGGAGCGGGAAAGGAGGAAGGACCGAGAAAGAAUGCGCUCAAGAUCGAGAGAGAGGAGACGGUCAAGAUCAAGAGAUAGAAGGCGCUCAAGGUCAAGAGAGAGGAGACGUCAUAGGAGUAGAUCUCGUGAUAAGAGAAGUCGUAGCAGAGACAGAAGGCACAGUAGAAGUAGGGAAAGGAGCCGACACAGUAGAAGACAUUCUAGGAGUCGAGACAGGGACCGUGACAGGGACAGGGACAGGGACAGGGAAAGGGACAGAGAUAGAGAUAGAGAUAGAGAUGGAGACAGGCAUAGGUCACGUAGUAAAUCCAAAAGAUCUCGAUCAAACAGUGAAGAUCGUAAACGUACCAGAGAGAGAAGUUCAAGCCCAAGAAGAAAAGACAAAAGACUGGAUUCUGCAACAGAAGACAUGGACAUGGUAGAAGAGAGAACAAACAGAAACGAAGGUGACUGAUCUUCUGAAAACAGGUGAGUGUUGUAUAUUAAUAAUGUGUAGACAGCUACACACUGUUCUGCAGGUAAGUGG
Saccoglossus kowalevskii is the source of this 1053-nucleotide messenger RNA. RefSeq names its product luc7-like protein 3. Gene Ontology annotation, cellular component: U1 snRNP. Gene Ontology annotation, molecular function: mRNA binding. The record is from RefSeq and is a predicted model, not a curated record. Gene Ontology annotation, biological process: mRNA splice site recognition. Lineage: Eukaryota; Metazoa; Hemichordata; Enteropneusta; Harrimaniidae.